AUGAUCGAAAUUUCAUUGCAUUCGGUUUGUUGAAUCCGGAGAUUUAACAGCUCAAAUUUGGCUAUCGGAUAAUUAUACCUUUUUCUAUAAUCUUUCUAAUUUCGUGUAGAAUAGCUCGAUCUUUUCCAAAUUUGGACCACUGAUACACAACUAGUUGAUGAUCUUACAGCAAAAAUUUGAGAAUAUUUGGCGCCCUUUUCGAAAAGUUACAGCUAGUUGAACAUUUUUUGAAAAGUGAAAAUUUUACCAGUCCCAGUUAUUUUGAGUACCCCCUGUACAACAAUUUGUUACAUCCUAUAAGCACAGACAAAAAAGACAUAUUACUUAGAAGAAAUUUAUUUAAAAAUAUUGUUAGGCAGCACACUAGCACCCUCUAUAAUGCUCAAUCCGAAGCAUUCGUUUGGGAGUCGUAUCCCUCGGCUCGAUGGUGACGAAUCCCCCGUGACGUCAUCUAUUCAUGCAGCAUUAAUGAAAGUUCAUGAUUGAGUCAUUUUAUGUAAUCAUUACUUGGCGUCAGCCCCGGCACUUGCAAUUUUUCGUCAGUUGCUCUUCCCCCGAGAGCGGCUGACACCUGACCCUCUUCUGAGCAUAUGCUCUGAUUAACACGGAAACUUGGAUAUCGGCUAAGGGAACAAGAACCACACAGCACACAUCAACAUCCUCGUGCUCAUCAUUCUGAAAUCGUGCGAUGGUUGCGAUUGCGAGUCUGUUUGUCUGUGCUAUAAGUGUUGUUAUUGAAGACUUACUACUACUAAACGCCUACUUAUCCAGUAAUUGAUGGUAACACCGACAGAAUUUUCUUCGCAAAUUUCAUGGCAGUAAUGUUUUAGGAAUUCAUACUAAGGCUUUCAAAUAGAUCUAACAAUGAGUUCUGCCAAUUCUAUCCAAAACGAUGUUAUUUUAUCUCUGAAGAAAAUAUGUUGCUAGUAAAUUAUUAAGAUUUUGAUUUUGUUAUUCUGUAUACUAUUUAUUUUAAGGACGAAUUUCGCCCCAAAUCGUAUUCGGAGUUGGCAGCACCCUCUCAGAUUACAAUGAAACUUAAUGGGUAUGUACACCAAGACUAGAUAAGCCACUUUGCAUACUUAGUUUCUUCAAAAUUUAUCUGGACUGACUUUUGAAAAGGGCUAAACUUUUUUUAUGGAUUUUUUAAAAAUGUUUUUAAUCAAAAAAUGACUACUCCUACAAAAAAGUGUUGUAUGGGGGAUUAUCACAAAAUAAGUCAAAUUUUAAGAAAAAAAACUGAAAAAAAUCCAAAAUGAGCCCUACACUGAAAAAACUCAUUUCUAAAAAUUCAAAGUUGAUUUAAAAAAAAACACCAUUUUUGAUUUUGAUGAAAUUUUGUCUCAAGACAGGUAAUUAUGUUCCCUACCAACCGUCCAUACAUCACAAGAUAGGCACUUUUAAGGAAAAAAAGUUUUUCUAACAAAAACUUUUUCAUGUCCAAAUUAUUUUUUUUUCAGUGUCUUUUUUUAAAAACAAACUAAACCAGUGAAGGUUAUCUAGUAAUCACAAAAUGCAAUGAAACUUAUUGUGUCAUAUGCGACAAUGCAAUGCACCCAUAUUCACGCAGCAGUACUCUAGAAGUACGAAACAAUAUACAAUUAGAACACGCAUUUCAUACGUGCUGCUGUAAUUUCUACCCAAACGUUUCUACCCCAUGUUCUUACCUAAUAUUAGGUAAGGCUAUUUAUUAGAUUCGAACUACCUAAUCGAAAAAAAAAUCAAGAGUUGUACCUUAAGCAAAUAUGAACAAAACAAGAAAAUGAAUCGGUAUCAUUCAACGUGUUACUUCUUUUUGGUUAUUAAAGGCAGUUCUGAAAAGUAUAAAUCAAAAUUCAACAAAUUCAAGUGCAGUGCAAAAAUAAACAAUCCAAAGUGCAACCGUCAUAAUCUACGGGGCAUGUCAUUAAGAUUGAUAGAUAAAAUUCAUUCCAUGGGAUAUACACAUGAAAUCGACGAAUCGAUGAGUAUUUGUGAGUCAUGUCGUGGAUUGAUAAGUCACAACAGAAGCCCGAAUACGAAAAAACGCCGAUCGGAUGGAAACGACGAAACUAUGCAACCAUCAUUUAGUGGGCAGCAACAUCAUGAUGUUCCAGAACCAGAACCGUCAACGAGUGGUCAACAAAUCGAACAUGAGCUGGAUAUGGUACCAUCUAUUCCAUCAUUGGAGUCAAUUCCGUCAACAGAUCAACUACAGGGUCCCCAUAAUAUUGAGAAGUUUAAUACCAUUGCUGAAACAUUGAGUUUAUCGCCAAUCUCAUCUAGAAACAUGAGAAGUAUGGAAUAUCGCAUAAACAAAUCAUUGCAGAUUACGAAGGCAGUUCGAAAAAAUAUCUUCGGAAUAGAUUCAACGGAUGUUGGCAAAGUGGAGGCGUAUGACGAGAUAAUUAUGCAGUUAAAGGAUAAGUUCAAUCACCCUACAACUGACAGAAGCGAACAGAUUAAAAUACUAUCUGUACUUCCUAAGUCUUGGUCGGUAAAUAAAAUCACAAGAGAGUUUAACGCACCAAUGUGUAUAUGGCGAGGCAGGUGAAGGAUCUUGUUUAUGAACAGGGUAUUCUUUGUACCACCGAAAAAAGAAGGGGGCAUGGUAUUGAUGACGAUACAAAACAAAUAGUAAGAGAAUUUUUUGAUGAUAAUGAUAUCAGCAGGCCAAUGCCAGGAACAAAUGAUUUUGUUUCUGAGGUUCGAAAUGAAAAAAAAACAACAAGUUCAAAAACGACUUUUGAUGAUGUCGCUCAAAGAGGCUUAUAUGAUUUUUGUAGAUAUGUACAAAACUGUGAAUAUUGGUUUCACAGUAUUUACACAGUUGCGGCCAAAGCAUUGUAUUUUACUUGAUUCUACUGGUAUACAUAAUGUAUGCAUAUGUACUAUUCAUGAAAAUGUAAAUUUAAUGUUCAACAGUAUAAGAAUUGUGUCACAAGAUGAAAUAAUACAAAAAAUGCUUUGCGAUAUUUCCACCAGAACAGAUAAUUGCUUUUUCCGUGCUUGUGAAAAGUGUGCUUGUAAUGAACACAUUGAAGAGGAACUUACAUUGAUAUUAGAAUCAAAUGACAAAGAAGAGAUUAUAUUUCAGCAGUGGUUGAAUACUGAUCGCUGUAAUUUAGAAACGAUUAUUAAACCUGUUGAUGAAUUUGUUCCGUAUCUUGUUGAUAAAAUUGACAAACUUAUAACACACGACUUUAUUCAUAAACAACAAUCAUCAUUUCUCAGAAAUAAAAAAGAUACAUUAAAGGAUGAUGAAAUUCUUGCGAUUUGUGAUUUCUCUGAAAACUAUUCAUUCAUAAUUCAAAACGCUGCUCAAGGAUAUCAUUGGAACAACUCGCAAGCAACAAUACACCCAUUUGAAAUUUACUAUAUGAAAGAUAAUAAACUUGUAAAUGUUAGCUUCAUUAUCAUAUCGGAAGUAAUGGCUCACGAUACAGUUGCGGUCCAGUUGUUCAUCUCAAAAAUGAUAGAUUUUAUGAAACAAUUAACGAACUUUUCUAAAAUUUAUUUUAUGUCUGAUGGGGCAGCAUCACAAUACAAAAAUAAGAAGAACUUUGCUAGUCUAUGUAGAUUCCAGUCAAAGCAUGCAUUAAGAGCAGAAUGGCAUUUUUUUUGCAACGUCCCAAGGUAAAGGUCCAUGUGAUGCUAUUGGUGGCACUCUCAAGCGAAUGGCAAAGAGAGCAAGUCUUGCUCGAGAUUAUGGAAAUACCAUAACAACUCCACGAGAGUUAUAUAACUGGGCAGUUGUACAGACAGAUAAAAAUAUAACUAAAUUAAAUUUCUGUUACGUAUCCACUGAACAGUACAUUAAAAUGUCAGAAGAUCUCGAAGAAAUAUAUAAUAACGCCAAAACAAUACCAGGCACUCAGAAAUUCCAUAGUUUUUUGCCUAUUCCUGGCGACAAAGUAAAGGCAAACAGGUAUUCUAAUUCAGAAGAUGAACCAAAAAUAUUUAGUAUGAUCGGAAAAAAAUAGAAAAGAACAUGUUUGAAAUUGGCUCUAAGACACAUAUAUAUAUAUAUUUGAAAAAUUCAUAAUUAUAAAUAAUUGUAUAUUUAAAAGUGCACUUCAAUACAUAUUGCGAUCAAACAUUACAUUUCCUAAGAAAAUACAUUUGUAAUAUUUUCAGAUUUUUAUGUAUAGGAAAACCCUUCCAAAUGAUUGAAUAAAUAACACAAAAUCUCCUAGAAAAUUGAGUUUCAUUGGAUUCUGGGAUUGUUAUGGCCUUCACUGGUUUUAUUGUUGAUAACAAAAUACACUGAAAAAAAAAAUCAUUCGAACAAGAAAAAGUUUUUGUUAGAAAAACUUUUUUUCCUUAAAAGUGCCUAUCUUGUGAUGUAUGGACGGUUGGUAGGGAACAUAAUUACCUGUCUUGAGACAAAAUUUCAUCAAAAUCAAAAAUGGUGUUUUUUUUUAAAUCAACUUUGAAUUUUUAGAAAUGAUUUUUUUCAGUGUAGGGCUCAUUUUGGAUUUUUUUCAGUAUUUUUUUCUUAAAAUUUGACUUAUUUUGUGAUAAUCCCCCAUACAACACUUUUUUGUAGGAGUAGUCAUUUUUUGAUUAAAAACAUUUUUAAAAAAUCCAUAAAAAAAGUUUAGCCCUUGUCAAAAGUCAGUCGAGAAAAAAAAUUAGAAAAAUGAGUAUGCAAAGUGGCUUAUCUGGGCAAGGUCUACACACCAAGAAAGUUUCGUUGUAAUCUGAGAGGGUGCUGCCAACAUUUGUUCGAGUUGGCGCGAAAGCCGUCAUAUUCCCAAUAUUCUAUGACAAAUUUACUGAAAAAAUCAUUAAAAAUAUAUAGUAGCGUUUUUUAAUUUGUUUAUAAAACGUGUAGACUUCCCAAGUACCAUUUUAAGUUUUGUUCGGCUCUAUAAGAGAUCUCAAUGACCAAUUUAUAAAACUUGCAAUAAAACUGAUUUAUACAACAAAACCUGUUGAUAACCUCUUUAAGAUCAUCUUCCGGCUAAGUGGACUACUCUCGAGAGGUUUUGCAAAUCACAUUAAGAGUACAUACCAAUAAAACUGUUUUAAAUUCUCGAAAAGAGGUUAUGAUGAUUGUUGUUGUAUUUUUUUUAAUAAAAACUAUGACAGCUCAAGAUGCAGAGAAGCUUCUAUGAUGGCACGUAAAGUUCAGGAAGAUACAUCAUUCGUAAGUAGAAAGCGAUCAUUUCAAAGUACUAUUUCAGUUGUUAUUGUGUUGGUAGGCUUAUGCGCAUUCAAUUGCACUGUGAAUGUUGGGGUUUCAGAAACAUAAAGUCAAUGCGCUUCGUAAAUGAUGAAUAUUAUCAUCAUGGAAUGAAAUAAAUCAAUUUGUUAAUUUAGUAAAACUAUCUCGAAUCACAAUAAAACUCAGCUGAGGAAGUUUAUUUAUGUGAGCAUGUUAUGGAAAUGGCGGAAAACUAUCAAUUCAUUGCUUAUUUAAGCAAAAUCAACUAUUUUCCAUUCACGCCAGCUAAUUCUCCAAUAUGGCGACGACCAUAAUUUGCGAAAAUAAAACGAAAGCAAAUUUACUUUUAUGAUAGCUGCAACCUAACAGUGGCAAAGUUUCUGUUUUUCCACCAACAGAUGCCGUUACUAAUCGAACGUAUUGCCAUCUGUUGAGAGUUUGAACAGUUUUAUUGUGGUGAUAAUGAAGCCAGAAGGUUUACAUAUCGGAGAGUUUUGUUUAAUUUUAAAAUCUGGCCUUAUGGAUAUUUUCAAGAAUACUAUAAAACAUUUCAUCAAUAGUUUUCAUAAAAGUAGUCAUAAAACUGUGAACUUA
This is a messenger RNA of Aedes albopictus (Asian tiger mosquito), 5743 nucleotides long. RefSeq lists its product as uncharacterized. The transcript is spliced from 2 exons. The record is from RefSeq and is a predicted model, not a curated record. Bases 2633 to 3619 code for a protein of 328 amino acids. Lineage: Eukaryota; Metazoa; Arthropoda; Insecta; Diptera; Culicidae.